This is a messenger RNA of Eremothecium gossypii ATCC 10895, 2316 nucleotides long. Its product is annotated as cullin RTT101. The transcript has a single exon. The record is from RefSeq and is marked provisional. Bases 1 to 2316 code for a protein of 771 amino acids. Lineage: Eukaryota; Fungi; Ascomycota; Saccharomycetes; Saccharomycetales; Saccharomycetaceae.
AUGUGCAACAAACUAUUUAUUACCUCUGCACUGCCCAUGUCGCUUGAAACCGCCGAGGAUCCAAACCAGUGCUUUCAUAAUGGAAUUGCAAAAUUGAGUGCAGUAAUUGAUAAGUAUCUUGAGAAAAGCCCUCCCGACUUUACCCUAGAUGAUUGCUUAAUAUGUUCAAAAGCCUCCGAGUUAAUAAAAAGGCUUGCUACAUCCAAGGUGCAUAUAGAUGUGAUAGAUGAGACUAACAGCACCAUUCAUAAAAAGCGGAAGCGCAAUUUUCGAAUCACAUCACCCAGAGCAGUAUACACAUCCAUUUGGAAUGUCGUAUUAAGAAAGUUGGAUAGCGUUGUCGACCAAGGAAAGGUAGAAACCGUCCAAUCCUUUGAUCAGAUACUUGAGAAUUUCCUUAUUAACUUGAAAGAAGUCGACUUUACUCUAUCUGGGGUUGCUCUGAUGUAUAGCACUAUUGACUACUGGAACCCCCACAUGAUCCCAGGCUACGGCAAAGUUACGACUGUAGAGCAUUUCCUGGUGCAGUAUAUCUUACAUCGAUAUGAGGUAUUAUAUGUGGCCGGCGAUGAAAGCCUACUAGAUAGUCUGGUUGGUGCCACUAUUCGGAAGCUAUUUGAAUGCAUGCAGUCACAGCAUGACCAUCAGAGCCUGGUAGCGAAUAGCCAGGCUGAUACCGCACGAAGAGAUAUUUAUGCCGAAUUUGGCCUGGGUAGGCUACCGAAGCUCUUCUACCAGUUCAUUAAAUAUAAUGCCGAGCUUGGAGAUGGAAGGAACUUCUUGCAGCUCUUCACUACGAAGUACAUGCAAGUAAAUCAGGAGGACACACCCCUAACCGAUAAGCUUUAUACCGAUAAAUUAGAACAGACAUUAAGAUUCACAAAACUAAUAUUUGAUGGUGAUAACACAAAGCUUGCUAACCGUAUAUGUGCCGUACUACUAAAUAGCACAGUACUAAACGAAGAUCAUCUGUAUCCGAUAUUGGCGACAUGUGUUACAAAUGAAAACGCGGCAUCGAUCAGGCUGAUAAUUUAUUCGCAUCUGCAGAAUGGAUCGAUUGCAGUGUUUAGCAAGGUAUUUGCUGCUAUAUUACACGAGACGAAGAAACAAAAAUGCUUGGAAGUUCUGCGCAAAUUUCUGCAGCUAAGGAGCAGCUUGCAACGUGAGGAGGAGAUAUGCAAUGUAAUUCUUGAUUCUUUGCAUAAUAGGUUUGGCGGUGAUCUACAACUGAUUGAGUUUAUGGCCUUGUCACUGGAUAUUCUAGUCAAGAGGUUUAUGGAGUAUGUCAAGGUACUGGUAGAAAGCAAGGCCGGUUUCUCUAAGCGUUUUGUGGAAUCCAGCUUUUACGAAAAGACAAUGAGUGAAAUGGAAACUAUCUUGUUAGCCAUGAAGCAAAUGAGGCUCUUUUCUACAUUUAUUAAUUUCUACUAUGAGAGAUAUUGGUUCAGGAGGCUGGUCUUAUAUGCACGAGAGUACAAAAAGUGUCUCGAUAGAGAUAUAAGCCUGAUAGAGGACCGGAUUGAACCAUACGCAGAAAAUGGAUCUGUAGUCGCAAGCGCCAUGCUGGAGGCAGUUAAAAAUAUUAAGAAAUAUAGCACCUCUAGUACUGCCAAUGCCAUUGAUGCAAUAUCGAUUGUUCUCCCUCGUUCCUCUGUACCUAAUAUUUUCCUUGAACACAAUAUUACAGUGAAAACCUUGCCCGAUGAUCUUUGCCCCAUAACACCUUCUUUGGAGCGACAAAGUUCAGUCAUGCCACCGUCUACGGUCGUAGAGGAACAAUGCUCUCUUCAUCAUCUCGAAAUUGAGACGCCCUUCCUUCUGAAAGACAACAGGAACUUAACACUCGAUGUUACAAUGGUACAGGCUUGUAUCUUGGAUAUGUUCAACAAUCAAGACAGUGUCAGCCUCGAUGACGUAUCAAACAAAUAUGGGAUCCAAGUAGCUGAAUUAAAAACGGCAAUGGAUUCGUUUGUUAGCAUAAAUAUGAUGAAAUGUGAAGGAGGCCAGUACACGAUAGAUCCAGCCUUUGACCCUAAUAUCGGUGUUACCGCAUCUGGGAAACGACGUGUACCCUACACCUCAGCUCGGCAUCCCAAAACAUCGGAAAAGCGAGACUCGGCUUGGAGAGUAGAAAUUAUCAGAGCGGCAUUGGUGAGGACUUUGAAAUACGAACAAACGUGGCUGACCUUUGAUUCUCUUAAAAACGCUGUUUCUGCUCAAAUCGAUGGUUUUAGUGUAGGUGAAUUCAAAGCUGCGUUGGAUAAAUGUAAAGACUAUUACGCAGAAAGAGAUGGUAAAUAUAUAUUUGUAUUCUAA